This is a messenger RNA of Echinops telfairi (small Madagascar hedgehog), 1522 nucleotides long. RefSeq names its product rhomboid like 1 (gene RHBDL1). The transcript is spliced from 5 exons. The record is from RefSeq and is a predicted model, not a curated record. The coding region runs from base 202 to 1218 and encodes 338 amino acids. Gene Ontology annotation, cellular component: membrane. NCBI's taxonomy places the organism in Eukaryota, Metazoa, Chordata, Mammalia, Afrosoricida, Tenrecidae. Gene Ontology annotation, molecular function: serine-type endopeptidase activity.
CUGGACGUGCUGGUGGCUCUGUCCCAGAGCAACGAGCGGGGCCAGGUCUGCUACCAGGAGCUGGUGGACCUGGUCAGUGCCCUGAGGGCAAGCGGGGAGCCCAGACCUCCAGACAGCACCCUGGCCGGGAGGGGUGGCCAGGGAGCCCCUUCUGGCCACCCAGCCCAGUGUGGAGGUGGGCAGACAUGAGGGCUAGGCAGCAUGGCGGGUGGCUGGGUGUCCCGUCCAUACUCGGGCCGUCGUCCUCAGGUCAGCAGCAAGCGCUCCAGCAGCUUUAAAAGGGCCAUCGCAAACGGCCAGCGGGCACUGCCUCGGGACGGGCUGCCCGACGAGCCGGGGCUGGGCGUCUACAAGCGCUUCGUUCGCUAUGUGGCCUACGAGAUCCUGCCGUGUGAGGUGGACCGGCGUUGGUACUUGUACCGGCACCGCAGCUGCCCGCCCCCGGUGUUCAUGGUCUCAGUCACCCUUGCCCAGAUCAUCGUGUUCCUGUGCUAUGGGGCGCGGCUCAACAAGUGGGUGCUGCAGACUUACCACCCUGAGUACAUGAAGAGCCCCCUGGUGUACCAUCCCGGGCACCGCGCCCGCGCCUGGCGUUUUCUCACCUAUAUGUUCAUGCACGUUGGCCUGGAGCAGCUGGGGUUCAACGCGCUCCUGCAGCUGAUGAUCGGCGUGCCCCUGGAGAUGGUGCACGGACUGCUCAGAAUCAGCCUGCUCUACCUGGCCGGGGUGUUGGCAGGUGAGAGAAGAGCGCGCCCCUUCCCCACCCUGCCUUUGGCUAGAUCCCUCACGACCCCUCUGCACUCACACAGGCUCCCUGACGGUUUCCAUCACCGACAUGCGGGCACCCGUGGUGGGGGGAUCCGGAGGGGUCUACGCCCUCUGCUCAGCACACCUGGCCAACGUUGUCAUGGUAACGGGGAACUGGGCCGGGAUGCGCUGUCCCUACAAACUGCUGAGGAUGGUACUAGCCCUGGUGUGCAUGAGUUCAGAGGUGGGCCGGGCUGUCUGGCUGCGUUUCUCCCCGCCACUGCCUGCCUCCGGUCCACAGCCCAGCUUCAUGGCGCACCUGGCUGGUGCAGUAGUAGGUGUGAGCAUGGGCCUGACCAUCCUGCGCAGUUACGAGGAGCGUUUGGGGGACCAGUGUGGCUGGUGGGUGGUGCUGCUGGCUUACGGCACCUUCCUGCUGUUUGCUGUGUUCUGGAACAUCUUUGCCUAUGACCUGCUGGGUACCCACAUGUCCCCGCCACCCUGAUGCCCAGCCAGGGAGUGGGGUGAGGGUGCUGCCAGGGGCUGCAUGUCCACCCUCCGUGAAUGUAUGUCGCCCCCUCGGGAGCGAGUGGUCCCCUGGCCCCACCAAGUCCGGCCAAGCCUUACACCAAUUCUGAUGUCCCUCCCAGGCCUGAGGAAGUGGGGCUGGAUAGGAGGAGGUCCCCAAGGGAGGCCCAGUGGGGCCCAUGCCCUGCCAGGCUAAGGACUUGCUGUCUGAGCCUUUUUGGAGAAUGAAUAAAUAUUUUACACAGGA